AUGCCUUUGUCCGGUAUACGAAAGCUGCCUGCUACUCCGGUGACGGAGAGGGUCGAACGAGCGACGAUCUUGGAACCUCCACUAAGCCCUGGGCAGGGUGAAUUGGCAGCAUUGAUGCAUGAGGCGGUUUUGUCAGAGGAUGCGCUGGACAAGGGCGAGCUUCCCAGCAAGGAGUAUGCGGACAUGAACCGGUACAAGGGCAAGCAAGCAAAGCACGUCAAGGAGUUGGAGAAUGGCAGGAAGAGGGCGGGGCUAAGCCGACAAAGGGCCAGCAAGAGAUUUUCGAUGGGUCAAGGUCACGAGACAGAGCCUUCAUCGCACGAUUAUCAGAAGGCCUGUGCCUCGGCGUCAGCUGGGAUGAGUACGACGAACGGGACGAUGAAUAACUUGGUUGCGUGGAGAUUUCUGCGAGUGUUGCAGAAGAGGAGGGCGAUGGCGAGGGUACUUUUGACGAGCGAUACGAGCGGUCUCAAGGAGAAGAUGGAUGGGUGGAGGGGCUAUUAUAAGGGCAAACUGGAGAUUUCUUACGACGACCCGAAGGGCAUGGGCGAUUUAAUUCAUAGAUAUGCAGAGGGUCUGCAUCCGGGCAAAUCCACCGUCUAUCCAUCGUCACUACCUGGCUUCUUCCCUCCCCUACAUCGGCGUCAAUGUGUCAUGGAACCUUUCAACCUACCAAUGUUGGAUGGCCUCCGUCUUGUCCCAGCCCUACGCAAUGGCAUCGCUCUAGGAAUCGAGGCACUCGCUCGCCUCCCAUCGAUCAAGACCCUUCCGCAUGCGGCUAUGCUGGGCCACCGCGGUGUCAACGUCCAUGGAUCGGAGAGUCGGAGCAAGUCAACGGUCAUCCGCAUUGAAAACCUGCACGAGGGGCAAAAGAUGGAGGAGAUCGCAAAGAUGACUGGAGAAAAGACUUUUGUCAGUUAUGCGUCGGGCCUAUCGAAGUGCGAUGGACAAAGAAAGACGUACACGGUGUAG
Molecule: messenger RNA, 972 nt
Organism: Cyclocybe aegerita
Lineage: Eukaryota; Fungi; Basidiomycota; Agaricomycetes; Agaricales; Hemipholiotaceae
Source: the annotation of a GenBank genome assembly